CUAGUAGAAAAAUCAGGGGCCCUCAUUCUUCAACUCUGACUGCAUUAAAACACGGUCCAUGAUUCCACAUUCUUCAAGCCCAAGCUGAGCUCAUCUUUCUAGAAGGCCAUCAUUGCUAGAGUAAGGCCGUAGAUGAUAGACCCAAAGUUGAUUUUGGUGUAUAUUUCAUAUAAUUGGAGAAUCAAGCUGGACUGAGUUGAGACCUAAAAGUUCGUGCCCAAAUCUAAAUGGAUAGCCCGCCACUUCAUCACCUCUACAUAUAACCCAAGCGAGCAUUUUUAUGCUUUGUUCGUAGGGCCCUAGCCCUUACAUGAUCCAACUGAGUUGAAGAGGGUACAUGCCAAAUUUGCACCCUUUGGGAGCUGUGGUCAUGCAAAUUGGCCUCACCACCAAAACCAGCUAGCACGCUGCGGUUCAUAUCACACCUCUCUACGGGCGCGGCACAAUGCCACUGCCACUACACACUGCUUCUUCACGUUGGGUUAAUUUGUAGUGGAGUCAUGGAAAGACGUACUGCGGUUUUAUGGGGACUCGUUUGUUUGUGUUUGUGGUUUUUUAGUUAUGUGGUCGAAGCUAAGAGAGAAGGAAGGUUUUUGAGUGAUGUGAAUCGUGGGAUGAACAAGGGGCUCGGACACAGGCAUGGUGAAGACUUUGGCUAUCCAGUGACCGCAUAUAGUGGUUAUGGUGGUGGUUCUGGGGGUGGUUUUGGCAGUGGGGGAGGCCCUGGUGGUGGUUUUGGCAGUGGGGGAGGUAUAGGCAAUGGCGGCGGUGGUGGUUAUGGAUCUGGCGGAGGCUUUGGUGGUGGCUCGGGUCAGGGCGGUGGCUAUGGUUCAGGUGGUGGGUUUGGGGGCAGAGGUGGAGGCGGGUACGGUUCUGGCAAUGAAGGUGGUGAUGGUGGUGGUUGGCCAGGCAAUGGUGGGGGAACUGGGCAUGGCUCUUCAGGUGGAGGAAAUGGUCGUGGAGGAUACGGUCAUGGGAAGGACCAUCUCCAGAAAUAGCACCAAUGAUGUUUGUUUAUGGAGAGAAUAAGGAUGAGAUUUCUCCAAUUUAUAGUGCUCAUGUCUCCAUUUCUUAAGUUGUUUUUCCAUCAAAUGUGUAAUGUUAGCUGCAUCCUAUGAUAACUAAGUUCUAUUGUCUCUACAUCUACAAAAUUACCU
Molecule: messenger RNA, 1157 nt
Organism: Theobroma cacao (cacao)
Lineage: Eukaryota; Viridiplantae; Streptophyta; Magnoliopsida; Malvales; Malvaceae
Source: RefSeq, a predicted model, not a curated record